AUGUGGACGUCUGAGAUGUUGCUGAGGCUAACUGCUACAGUGUUGAUCUUCUGCCACAUUGUCUAUGGAACCAACAAGGAGCCAAAUAUGAUUCCCGGUCGAAGCGUGAUCGUGCACUUGUUCGAGUGGAGAUUCGACGACAUUGCCGAAGAAUGCGAGACAUUCCUUGGACCGCGUGGCUACGGCGGCGUUCAGACGUCACCAGUUAAUGAGCACGGCAUUGUCUUCGGAGAUACGGUGAAGCGACCGUGGUACGAGCGGUACCAGCCUGUCAGUUACAAAAUCGGAAAUCGGAGCGGCAACGAGACACAAUUCCGUGACAUGGUUCGCCGCUGCAACACGGCCGGCGUCAGAGUGUACGUGGACGUCGUUAUUAAUCACAUGACUGGUCCUCUGCAAAUAAAGAACGGCACAUUAGGCAGUACCUUCAAUUACAAUGAAUACAGCUAUCCUGCCGUACCGUAUGGUCCCGAUGACUUCCACAAGAAAAAUCAGUGUGGGAGCAAGUCCGGUGGCAUCGAGAAUUACGGAGACGCACAACAGGUGCGCAACUGCGAAUUGGUCGGACUUCGUGACCUGAACCAUGGUAGAGAGCACGUUCAAGCCAAGAUUUCUGAGUUCCUGAAUCGACUCAUCAGUUUCGGCGUAGCCGGAUUUCGCAUCGAUGCCGCCAAACACAUGUGGCCGGCCGACCUGAAAGUCAUCUACGAAAAGCUUAAUGACCUCAGCACAGAUUUCUUCGCUGCGGGAACCAGGCCAUUCAUCUACCAGGAGGUGAUCGACAUGGGCCAAGGCGAGCCGAUCACCCGCUGGGACUACAACCAAAUGGGCAGAGUGACAGAGUUCCUUUACGGCGCUAAGCUAGGAGCCGUGCUGAGGAAACGACCAAAUCAGCUGCUCAAGUACCUUCGAAACUUCGGCGAGGACUGGGGCUUCCUUCCGGGUGGAGACGCGCUGACUUUUGUGGACAACCACGACAACCAGCGGGGCCACGGAGCCGGCGGCGCGGACGUGCUCACGUUCUUCGAACCUCGGCUGUAUAAGAUGGCCGUCGCUUUCCUCCUAGCGUGGCCGUAUGGACUGCCUCGCGUUAUGAGCAGCUACCGCUGGUCCCGUAACUUCCGCGACGGUGUUGACCAGAAUGCCUGGAUCGGACCGCCGUCCGAUGCCUCGUGGAACAUCCGACGUGUUGUUCGACACAGAGACAACACCUGUGGAGAUGGACGGAUAUGUGAGCACAGGUGGCGACAGAUCUACAACCUCGUCGAGCUGCACAAUGUGGCGGGGUUGUCUCCUGUCACGAAGUGGUGGGACAACGGGUAUCAUGCAAUCGCAUUCGGUCGUGGAAACGCGACGUUCGUCGCCAUGAACAACGAGGACCGCCGGUUGGAAGCAGUUCUUCAGACUUCUUUGCCACCGGGAAGAUACUGCGACGUCAUAUCUGGUGUUAUGACAUCAAACCGCUGCACUGGAAGGUCGUUUGUUGUGAGACCAGAUGGCAAGGUCAAUAUUACCGUGGACAACUCGUGGGAGGAUCCUGUGAUCGCACUACACGUUCGUGCAAAGCUACCGAGGGCCUAACAAGAGCAGCGGUCCAUCAUAUACGUACACAAAUGAUAAAU
Molecule: messenger RNA, 1622 nt
Organism: Rhipicephalus sanguineus (brown dog tick)
Lineage: Eukaryota; Metazoa; Arthropoda; Arachnida; Ixodida; Ixodidae
Product: pancreatic alpha-amylase
Exons: 7
Coding region: 1-1581 (526 amino acids)
Biological process (GO): carbohydrate metabolic process
Molecular function (GO): alpha-amylase activity; cation binding
Source: RefSeq, a predicted model, not a curated record